Molecule: messenger RNA, 3053 nt
Organism: Trichoplusia ni (cabbage looper)
Lineage: Eukaryota; Metazoa; Arthropoda; Insecta; Lepidoptera; Noctuidae
Gene: Rel
Exons: 22
Coding region: 192-3014 (940 amino acids)
Biological process (GO): inflammatory response; cellular response to stress; regulation of DNA-templated transcription
Cellular component (GO): cytoplasm
Molecular function (GO): DNA binding; DNA-binding transcription factor activity; protein binding
Source: RefSeq, a predicted model, not a curated record
ACUCUGUCAUGUCAAAACAGAUAAACAUUCUCAUGCAAUGCAAUGUCGUCGUUUGCCGUCUUACGUGCAUUGUAAGGAAUAUUAAGUAUUGCACUAUUCUCUAGUUAUUGUAAAUUGUUUUAUAUUGUUGUGCUCUAAUAAAAGAGAUGUUGAGUGUAAGAAGUUAACUGCAGUUUGAGUGAAUAUUAACAAUGUCGACAAGCACUAGUGAUCACGAUAUGAGCGAUUCUUCCUGCUCCCCAAUGUCCUUCAUCAGAUAUUCGCCGCACAGUUCUCCAUCACAACAAGUUCCUCAGCUUACGACAGACCUGACCGAGUUAACUUGUGCUGAUAACAAGCGACAGUUUUUUAAAAAUGCUAUGGCGCCAAAACUGUACAUCACUGAACAACCUCAGAACCAUUUUAGGUUUCGGUAUGUAAGUGAGAUGGUUGGAACCCAUGGCUGUCUACUCGGAAAAUCAAACGGUACUAAUAGAGCGAAGACACAUCCAACUGUUGAACUUGUAAACUACACCGGUAAAGCCUUGAUUAGAUGCCGUUUGGCGCAACAUAACAACCCUGAGGAACACCCUCAUAAGUUGUUAGAAGAUGAGCAGGACAGAGAUAUGAGUUACAUUGUGCCUGAUCAAGGGAGCUAUAAAGUUGGGUUUGGCGGUAUCGGAAUUAUUCACACCGCAAAAAAAGACGUAGCAGCGCUUCUUUUCAAAAAGUUUUCAGAGAAAUGCAAGAACUCCAAUGUCGCCAUUAAAGAGAAAGACCUACAAGUGCAAUGCGAAAACUUGGCGAAAACUAUCAAUUUAAAUAUUGUACGCUUAAAGUUCAGCGCUCACGAUAUCGAUACUGGAAAAGAAAUUUGUGAACCAGUGUAUUCCGAACCUAUUCAUAAUAUGAAAAGUGCAGCAACAAACGACUUAAAGAUUUGCCGUAUUAGUCUUUCCUCUGGAAGCGCUUCUGGCGGAGAUGACGUAUUCAUUUUGGUUGAAAAAGUUAACAAAAAGAACAUUAUGAUCAGGUUCUUUGAGUUAGACGAAAACGGUGAAAGAAGUUGGACUAGUGUUGGCCAAUUCAUGCAAAGUGAUGUUCAUCAUCAAUACGCAAUCGUUUUCCGGACGCCUCCCUACAAGAAUCCGGAAACACCUAAGGACGUCCGUGUCUUUAUUGAACUGGUCCGACCAUCGGAUGGACGCACCAGUGAACCUAAAGAUUUUAAAUACAAAGCGAACCAAGCAUUCAAACAGAUCAAGAAAAGGAAAACUGGUUCAUCUUAUUGUUCGAUUGGAAGUUCUUCGAGUGGAUCCCUAAAGAGUAGUUGCGAUAUUCCAGUGACUGUUGUUAACAGUCAACCACAGGAAGACAUUGUUGAGCGUAACGUUGAAGCGUCUUCGUUGUACGCCUCACCGUUGCUGCCUCAGGUGCAAGACGCCAUGUCUUUAAAUCAAUGCGACCUCGGCAGCGCAUUGUACCCGGCGCCCCGCUCGGAGUCGAGCCACUCCUCGGUGUCCAGCCCGAUGUGGGCGCAGCCGCAGAACGUCAUCCCAAUCGAACCACCCAUUGUAGACCUUAAUCUGAACUCGGCAGACUUUGAACAGAUCCCGAAUGCUGAACCCGUUAGCCAGGUGCCAGAAGAUAUGAAACAGUUUUUGAUUGAAUACAUGAAGAGUUAUGGUGAAAAUCUUCCAGAUGAAAACUUCAGCAUGGAAAUUCAACCAUCUCUGUGGGUAGCUGACUCAGGACGAUCAAAGCAAGGACAAGCAGCAAAACCAGCGGUUUCUAAUAACAAAACGAGCGAUAAUAAUAAGACAAUCAAGCCAGAGUACCCAGCAUUCUACAAAACCGAAGACGGAAUUGAAGUGAAAAAGAUUGUGAAAGAUUUGUGUGAAAUAAUCAGAGACAAAAAAGGUUUUAAGAAGGCUGAGGUCAGAAACCGACUAGAAAGGUUGUUCGAAAUAAGGUUGUCAAAUGGAGAUACAUUCCUCCACAUGACACUGUGUAGUAACCAGCAAAGCUUAGAAUACAUUGUGAAAAUAAUCCACAAAGUAAAAGCUACGCAUUUGCUAGACUGCGCGAAUGAUAAACAACAGACAACUCUGCAUUUGGCCAUUGCAAAUGAUAUGCCAAAAAUUGUGGCUUUGCUUGUAUCAAAAGGCGCCAACCCAAUGCUGAAAGACGAUGAAGACCUAAACGCGAUCCACUACGCUGUGAAAUACAAAUCUUGUUUGGAGGAACUUCUGGACACUAUUAAAAAGAAUGACGUGCCCUGUGAUCUGAAUGAAUACAAUAAUGAGAAGCAGUCCCCGCUGCACAUGGCGGUGGUGGGGGGCUGGGCGGCGGGCGCGGCGAGGCUGCUGGCGGCGGGCGCGCGGCCGGGCGCGCGCGACGCCAGCGGCCGCACGCCGCUGCACCUGGCCGCCUACGACGACCGCCUCGAGGUCAUGCGCGCGCUGCUGGACCAUGUGCACACGAGCGAGAUCGAUGUCACGGACGAUGCUGGGAACACGGCAUUACAAAUUGUCUGCGGUGGUGCUACAGUAAGAGAAAACACCGUCGCAAUCGCUAAACUACUACUGGAGAAAAAGGCAUACCCUCUUAAGCACGAAGAUUGCAAUGAAUCUGCUUGGAGUUUAGCAAGAAAGAAGCCAGAGCUUAAGGCGCUAUUGCAAUCCUACGUCGGGCAGGAGUUUAUGGACGAAGACGACAUUAAGUCGGAACCAGAAGAUGAAUUUGAAUCAGCUGACGAAGGCGAUUACUCUGAGUGUGGCCUACAAGAGCUAUCGCUGUACGCGCGCGAGGUGUCGGUGCUGGUGGACGUGUCGGGCGCGUGGGUGUCGCUGGCGAAGCGACUGCGCCUCGACGCGCUGCUGGACUGGUACGCCGCGCAGCCCAGCCCCACGCACACGCUGCUCAACCAUCUCAAGGAAUCCAGAGACGAUAUUACAUCAAAAUCUUUGGCUAUGAUUUUAGACGACAUUGGACAGACGGAAGCUGCCUCUGUUAUUAGGAGAUACAUCGACUGACACCCUAAUGGGCAUUCCUCUAUUCUUAAAUAAAAAAAA